Pangasianodon hypophthalmus (striped catfish) is the source of this 1892-nucleotide messenger RNA. RefSeq names its product solute carrier family 47 member 3 (gene slc47a3). The coding region runs from base 54 to 1676 and encodes 540 amino acids. The transcript is spliced from 17 exons. Gene Ontology annotation, biological process: xenobiotic detoxification by transmembrane export across the plasma membrane. Gene Ontology annotation, cellular component: membrane. NCBI's taxonomy places the organism in Eukaryota, Metazoa, Chordata, Actinopteri, Siluriformes, Pangasiidae. The record is from RefSeq and is a predicted model, not a curated record. Gene Ontology annotation, molecular function: xenobiotic transmembrane transporter activity; antiporter activity.
CGAUCUGAUAAAGGAAUCCACCUCAAUACUGCAGUUUCCAACAAGCUGAAAAGAUGGCUGAAAGUUUGCUCAGCGCUUUCCUCAGGCGUCUUCGCAGUUUUAUACCCGUCGAGUUCACAAAAGAAGUGAAAGAGCUGUCAGCUCUGGCUUUGCCUAUGUUUUUGUCCUACAUUAUGGUCUACUUGAUCAGUUUUGUCAGUGUUGUAUUUUGUGGACAUUUGGGAAGGACAGUCCUGGCCGGGGUGACACUAGCUGCAGCUAUUAUCAACGUUUCUGCUGUUUCAGUAGGCUAUGGUUUGGCAUCAGCCUGUGCCACAUUGAUAUCUCAAACCUUUGGGAGUGGGAACCUUAAGCGAAUUGGCGUGAUCGUGCAGAGGACGUUUCUUAUCUUAAUGUUUGCCUGCUUCCCUUGCUGGGCCAUUUUAAUAAACACAGAGUCAUUACUGAUUGCUGUUAAACAGGACCCUGAGGUGGCCAGAGUAUCUCAGUUAUAUGUGAAGAUUUACAUGGCUGCUCUUCCAGGAUUAUUUACAUACAUAACUGAGGCGUCAUAUCUGCAAAAUCAAGGAAUCAUAUGGCCGUUGGUCAUCUCUGGAGCUGUAGGCAAUGUCAUCAAUGCCUUGUGCAACUACAUUUUCCUUUUUGUUUUGGAUCUUGGAAUUGUUGGCUCGGCAGCAGCCAAUGUUGCCUCACAAUAUGCCUUGGCUAUUACACUGUUUGUCUACAUCUGGUGUAGAGGUCUUCAUAAGGACACUUGGCAUGGCCUGUCCAUGGAUUGUCUACAGGAGUGGGGGGAUUUUAUGCGGCUGGGCAUUCUAGGCAUGUUAAUGCUGAGUGCAGAGUGGUGGACCUAUGAGCUGGGUGCAUUUUUGGCAGGUUUGAUAAGUGAAGUAGAGCUGGGAGCCCAAUCAAUUACUUAUGAACUGGCAAAUAUUGCAUAUAUGUGUCCUAUAGGCUUCAGUGUGGCAGGUGGUGUGAGAGUGGGAAAUGCUCUGGGUGCUGGGAACACUGAACAGGCCAAGCUGUCUGCCAAGAUCUCUAUAGCCUGCACAGUCUCCGUCUCAGUGUGCUUGGCAGUUAUCAUUGGCAGUAGCAAAGAUGUCAUUUCUUACAUCUUCUCAAAUGAUCAACAGAUUAGAGAGAUAGUCAGUCAUGUAAUGGUGCUCUAUGCCCCUUUCCAUCUCCUUGAUGCAACAGCAGCAGCUGGUGGGAGUAUUGUCAGAGCCCUAGGAAAGCAGAUGUUUGGGGCAGCUGGGAACCUGGUUGGAUAUUAUGGCAUAGGCUUUCCUACUGGAGUGUCUCUGAUGUUUGCUGCUAAAAUGGGCAUAUUUGGUCUUUGGACUGGCCUUUUAAUUUGUGUGUUCCUGCAGUCAGUUUUCUUAAUAGUUCUCCUAAUAAAGCUAAACUGGGUGAAAGCCACAGAGGAGGCACAGAGAAGAGCUGGAAUUCAGGACUGCACAGAGGACGAUACAGUACAGCAGGCUAACAAUGCAGAUCUGACUAAUGGAGGCCCUCACACUGAAACAGAGAUGCUGGCGGAGAAUCUGCCCAACUUGACUACAACGAGGAGCGCACUACCUUUAGGGGUCUUGGUGGUCCGCAGAGGCCUGACUCUAUUGGCUAUGUUCAUUAUUCUGGCUGUAGGGAUUGCUUUAAGUGUAUUAGUGAAGCGGUAGUAAUGUGCUCAGUUGGCCUAAAGCCACGUUAGAGAGUUAAUAGUCACAGGGAGUUUACUGUAUGGACAUUCAUUCUGUCACUGACUUCAGGUGAUGAAGACUGCAAAAGGCUACAUGAAGGUAUAAUGUUACAUACAGUAGGUUUACAGUCUCUUGUUAUAUGUUUCAAGAGUUACAGAAAUGCAUAUUAAUAAAUUAUUUCAAGUGACAAUAUUA